This is a messenger RNA of Lathyrus oleraceus (garden pea), 1507 nucleotides long. RefSeq names its product transcription factor BHLH089. Gene Ontology annotation, biological process: regulation of DNA-templated transcription. Gene Ontology annotation, molecular function: DNA-binding transcription factor activity; protein dimerization activity. The record is from RefSeq and is a predicted model, not a curated record. NCBI's taxonomy places the organism in Eukaryota, Viridiplantae, Streptophyta, Magnoliopsida, Fabales, Fabaceae. The transcript is spliced from 6 exons. Gene Ontology annotation, cellular component: nucleus. The coding region runs from base 279 to 1130 and encodes 283 amino acids.
GCAACCGAGGAGUGUGUCUGUAAGGAACAGUGUGAGUGAAGAAAGAGAUAGAGAGAGAGAUAUAAACACAGCGCGCACCAUUCUCCACUGUCCAAGGAGAUCACGCACCGAACCUAACACUAUUCUCUCUCUUUCUCUCUCUCUAGUGUUCGGUGCUUCAAGUUCAAGACUACUCUAGCUAGUUCUAUACUCUUGUUUUCUUAUUCUUCAUUGUUUACUUUUUAUUAAUGUUGAGUUGAUUUGUAAGAUUCGGGUUGGGACUUUGUGUGACCCGAGUAAUGGAUCCGGGUUCGAUGAUGAACGAGGGUUCAUUUCCGAAUGGGAGUGGGAAUACGACGCCGUUUAGUUUAGCGGAGAUCUGGCAGUUUCCAGCUGCAAUUAAUGGCGGCGGAGGUGGAUUGGGACUUAGAAGGCCGCAAUUUGGAACCGGUUUGGGACAGUUUGGUGAAUUUGGAACCGGUUCGAACCGGGACGUGGAUGGACCGGACCCGAGAGUUGUUUUGAACCAUGGUGUUGUUGGUGGUAAGAAGAGGCGUGACUCGGAAGAUGUUGAUUCACCUAAGUGUGUUUCCACCAGUAAUGGCGGUGCCAAUGCCGUGAAUGAUAUUGAUGGAAAACGGUCUAAAGCAUUAGGGAACAGAAUUGAUGAUGGUAAAGUUGAAGGAGAAGCCAGUUCAGGAAAGCCUGCGGAGCAAAGCAGUAAGCCGCCUCCUCCCGACCCUCCGAAGCAAGAUUACAUCCACGUCCGAGCUAGAAGGGGUCAAGCUACUGAUAGCCAUAGUCUUGCAGAACGCGCUAGAAGGGAAAAGAUUAGUGAAAGGAUGAAAAUUCUUCAGGAUUUAGUUCCUGGUUGUAAUAAGGUUAUUGGGAAAGCAUUGGUCCUUGAUGAAAUAAUUAAUUAUAUUCAAUCACUUCAGCGCCAAGUGGAGUUUUUGUCAAUGAAACUUGAAGCAGUUAAUUCGAGACUCAACACUGGCAUUGAAGUCUUUCCUCCAAAAGAUUAUGGUCAACAAACAUAUGAUCUAGCCGGCAUGCCAUUUGUUUCACAAGCUACAAGAGAGCCAAGCAGAGGAUCAUCCCCAGAAUGGUUACAUAUGCAGGUAGGUGGCGGUUUCGAAAGAACAUCGUAGGGUACGAGAACCCUUCACUGUGUAAUAAUAAAAUGCAUAAACGAGCAGUAUUCCAUUCCAUUUCAUCCCAUCUCAUUCCAUCCAUCGAUUGCUCCUAUAUUAUAAAACAAAAAUGAUAUACUUAAGGUGUAAAAGUCCAAUGGACACUUCAUUCCCAUUUUCUACACAAAAGAAUGGAGUUGUUUCUGUUUUCUACAACAGGAUUGCUUCAGUUUGUGGUUUAGCUUUUGAAAAUGAAUUCAUUUACUCAAUAUUGUGUACUAUAUAGUGGACUUUCAGGUUUUUCUUUCUUGGUAUUUAACGUGACUUAUAAGUGAUUAUUCUUGUAUAAGAAUGCUGCUUGUUUUGAAUACAUAAUGCUUACAUUUUGUGUAGUA